AUGAUCACUUGGCUGCAUAUAACACUAAUAGCUGCUCUUGCCGGAAUUCUCAUCCUUCUAUUUCUUCUGAUCUUCCAAGAAUGCCUUCACCCGAAACCCCGUAAACCUAUCGUACCGGAUUUCACGGCGAGCACUUCGAACGUUUUCCGGUGGGCCGACCAUCCAUCUCUAGUCGCGGACGCCGUCGAAAACGGAUGGUCACGAUUUGCCCUCACAACAACCCUAUUCGGGGUUUGCGAGACUGGUUGGGAAGUUUGUGAAGGAUCAUCAGAUUAUAUGCAGAAAGUUAGACUCAAUCCAGGAUUAAAGAAGAUCAUCACCCGCGUUAGUAAUUCGUCUUUAUCCGUGAUUCGGGCUGCUCUGCCUUUGCCAGGCCCGCGUUUGGACAACUCAUCUUUCCCGCAAGAAGCGUAUUUCGAACUCACGAUCUUGCAAGAAAAGCAAAAUGAAGCUGUUUUGCUGAUUUCAGUUGGAUUGACAAGAGAAGGCCAAAUCCCAAUGAAAAUUCCGGGCUGUUUUCCGGGUUCAAUCGGCUUCAAUUCUACCGGUUCCGUAUAUCGUAACGGUGAUGCAUAA
Erythranthe guttata (spotted monkey flower) is the source of this 576-nucleotide messenger RNA. The record is from RefSeq and is a predicted model, not a curated record. Lineage: Eukaryota; Viridiplantae; Streptophyta; Magnoliopsida; Lamiales; Phrymaceae.